Molecule: messenger RNA, 1056 nt
Organism: Drosophila guanche
Lineage: Eukaryota; Metazoa; Arthropoda; Insecta; Diptera; Drosophilidae
Exons: 3
Coding region: 46-792 (248 amino acids)
Molecular function (GO): N-acetyltransferase activity
Source: RefSeq, a predicted model, not a curated record
UACUGGUGUUUUGUUUUGUUUAUUUUAUUUAGUUUUUAUUGUAAUAUGCAGCCUUUUAUCGUUAUACGCACUUACCGGGAAGAUGAUGAGCUCAAGUGUCAGGAUCUGGUGCGGGACUACAUAAUGUCGUUCUACACGAAAUCCUUCUUUGCCCUGAUGUUUCGAGAGAUUACACUUCAAUUCAUAGUCAUCACAUGGGCGAUAUUCUUCAUAUUUCUGGGCGUGCCGCUGCUCUUCUGCACACUGUCGGUGCCCGGAUGCAUCGUUUGUCUAUUCGUCAGCACGUACUUCGCCUUCUACGCCAAGGCAAUGGAGCUCAUGAAGGUGAAACCCUCUCAGUCCCUGGUGGCAGAGUGCUAUGAGCCAUUCAUAUUUCGCUGUUCCCCCAAGGAGGCCAGCUAUGACAUCUUCAUGGAGAACUGCCCAUACGAUGAGGCACACACAAGGAAAUUCCGACGUCGAAUUGUGGCCACCAUAAGUGUCAAAAACCAUCAUGCUGUGUACAACGCGGCUUGGAUCUGUCGCUUUGCCAUUGCCCCAGAUUAUCCCUAUCAAAAGAUAAUGGAACCCAUGGUCAAUCUUGUGUCAAAGAACUGCGCCAACGGUGGCUAUGGCUCGCUGGAGUGCACCAUAUCCGAGUGGCAGGAGAAUGAGCGUGACUUCUAUGACGAAUACGGCUUUGUCACUCGUCAAAUUUACCACAAAAAGAUCAUUGGCAGCAGUCUGUCGGUGAUGAAGACACAAUUAACGUUUCGCCUACACACCGAUGACGGCAUCCAAAAGCGAAAUUAGUUCGAUGCGAGUGCAAUAUAUAGAGAAUCUCGUUAAACUGUGAACUCUGAGCUGAUUACUUAGACAUUACUUCUGUUGACUUCGCCAAAAGUGUUGAAACUCCUCCCCACCACCCGCUUCCAAGAGGUUGUAAUAUUUGUAAACAUACAAACAAAAAACAUAGAUAAUAGCGUGUACAUUGCUUUUGUCCUGUGUUUUUAUUAUCUCUGGUUUAUUCUUUGAUUCUAUUUAAAUAAAUAAAUAAAAUAUUUAGUAAUAAAUAAA